Molecule: messenger RNA, 4813 nt
Organism: Daucus carota subsp. sativus
Lineage: Eukaryota; Viridiplantae; Streptophyta; Magnoliopsida; Apiales; Apiaceae
Product: enhancer of mRNA-decapping protein 4
Exons: 12
Coding region: 302-4516 (1404 amino acids)
Biological process (GO): deadenylation-independent decapping of nuclear-transcribed mRNA
Cellular component (GO): P-body
Molecular function (GO): protein binding
Source: RefSeq, a predicted model, not a curated record
AGGGUAGUCAUCAUCAUCUUCCUCAUUUACAAUACAUGGGCCUGGUCUCCAAAAAGUCAUCAUCCCCCACAUCCUCUUCCUCUUCACUAUCCAAUACACAUAUACAUACACAGAUACACACAGACUCCCCACUCUCUGAAAACCAUUUUGUGGAUCUCAAUCACAUAAAUAACAAAUCAUACCCUGUUUGCCCACAUGCAUAAUCGAAUCUGGAACUUUCACAAUCGAAUACAUCGCAUAUUCAUCUCCAAUUAAACACAAACACACAGAUCUCAAUCAAUCACUCUCUCACUUAUAAUCGAUGGCUUCUCCAGGAAACCCUAACCAACAGCCAAACAUCCCUCCACCUCAAUUAGAUAUGCACAAAUUCUUUAACCCUAAUUUACAAAACCCUAAUUUAACUUCUCCGCCUUUUCCACUCCCAAACUCCUCUUAUCCUCCACCUUCUUCAGCCUCUUAUCCUCCACCCGCGGGGCCCUAUCCUUAUCCGCCGCCCCAAACGUCGCCGUUUCAUCACCCUCAGCAACAGCAGUUCCACAUCCCUCCUGCUAACUUGCACCACCAGAGAUCCAUACCGUUUCCGACGCCGCCGCUUCAGCCUCCGCCUAAUAACAACCCGAAUCACGGCGCUAGGCUCAUGGCGUUACUCAGCGGACCGCAAUCGGAGAUUCAGCAGCAGAGUUACAUGCCUGUGAUGGCGCCGCUUCAGCCUACGUCGUCGGGUGGUUCGGAUAUUUCUAUGGCGCAGAAUUUGCCUGGUUUACAGUCGGGGCAGAUGGUGAGUAAUGUUAGUAACACGGCUGCUGCGAUGGUGCAGUCAAGUCCGAUGAGAAUGCAGAGUAGUAAGUUGCCCAAAGGGAGGCAUUUGAUUGGUGAUCACGCUGUUUAUGAUAUUGAUGUUAGGUUGAUGGGGGAGGUGCAGCCUCAGCUCGAGGUUACUCCCAUUACCAAGUAUGGUUCGGAUCCUGGACUUGUUGUGGGUAGGCAGAUUGCUGUUAAUAAGAGUUAUAUUUGCUACGGGUUGAAAUUGGGGGCUAUUCGUGUGCUUAAUAUAAAUACUGCAUUGAGAUCGUUGCUUAAAGGACUUGCGCAGAGGGUCACAGACAUGGCUUUCUUUGCCGAAGAUGUUCACCUGCUGGCUAGUGCAAGUGUAGAUGGACGUGUAUAUAUAUGGAAGAUAACAGAAGGGCCAGGUGAGGAAGAGAAAUCACAAAUUACAGGAAAGAUAGUUAUGGCUAUUCAGAUUGUUGGAGAAGGAGAUUCUGUUCAUCCCCGGGUUUGUUGGCACUGCCACAAACAGGAAGUUCUUGUAGUUGGUAUUGGGAGAACUGUUCUGCGAAUUGAUACCACAAAGGUUGGAAAAGGUGAAGUUCUUUCAGCAGAAGAACCUUUAAAAUGCCCUGUUGACAAAUUGAUAGACGGGGUCCAAUUUGUUGGUAAUCAUGAUGGAGAAGUGACUGAUCUGUCAAUGUGCCAGUGGAUGACUACACGAUUGGUUUCAGCUUCUGUGGAUGGCACGAUAAAAGUUUGGGAAGACCGAAAGUCACACCCCAUCGCUGUACUGAGACCGCAUGAUGGUCUGCCUGUUAAUUCAGCUACAUUUUUGACUUCCCCUCAUCGCCCAGAUCACAUUAUACUCAUUACUGGGGGCCCUUUGAAUCGCGAAGUGAAAAUAUGGACCUCUACAAGUGAAGAAGGAUGGCUGCUUCCUAGUGAUGCUGAUUCAUGGCAGUGCACCCAGACUUUGGAGUUGCGGAGCUCUGCUGCACCCAGGGUCGAAGAUGUGUUUUUUAAUCAAGUAGUGGCUUUGUCGCAAGCAGGUCUUCUGUUAUUGGCAAAUGCCAAGAAAAAUGCUAUCUAUGCAGUACACCUGGAAUAUGGUCCUCAUCCAGCAGCAACCCGCAUGGAUUAUAUUGCAGAGUUUACUGUGACAAUGCCAAUUUUGAGCUUUACUGGGACGAGUGAUCUGUUGCCUCAUGGUGACCAAAUUGUGCAGGUUUAUUGUGUCCAGACACAAGCCAUCCAACAAUAUGCGCUGGACCUGUCUCAGUGCUUGCCACCCCCACUAGAGAAUAUGCUGGAUAGGUCAGAUUCUAGUGUUUCACGUGAUGUAACUAGUACUGUGGGAUUGACGAAUUUUGAGCCUAGUGGAAGUAAGCCUACAGAAACUUUUUUUGCUAGUCCACAAGCCAGACAGGCGGUACAUGAAAUUAGCUCCGAGACUGUGGCACCUGCAAUAAGAAAUCCCUUGACCUCCCCUUCUACACAGGUAACCACUUCACAGGAAGCUGCUAUGUUAGGUGCAGAGUCUGGACCUCUCCCUUUGCCGGGAGUGAAUGGUGAUAGUGAUAUUGCCUCUGUUUCAUCACCACCAAUUCCUCUUAGUCCUAGGUUGUCGCGUAAGCUCUCUGGGUUCAGAAGUCCAUCAAGCAACUUUGAGCCAGGUUCUCAGCUCAAUGACUUCAGCGUAGAUCAGAAUAUUAGUGAAUACUCCGUUGACAGACAAAUGGAUACUGUUCAUAGAAACUUUUCUGAUUCCACCGUGGAUGAUCCCAAAAGGGAGGGGAAGAAAGUUCCACAAGAGGAUAAUUCGGCUGUUCUCAAUCAUCCUAUCAAGUUCAAGCACCCUACUCAUCUAGUAACCCCGUCUGAGAUAUUAAGGGCAACCUCAUCUUCAGAAACAAAUUAUACAGAGCCCAAGGGUGAGGGAGAACCAAAUAUUCAGGAUGCCGUUGUCAAUAAUGAUGCACAUAAUGUCGAAGUUGAAGUUAAGGUUGUUGGUGAGACACAUAUUAGUCAAAAUGAAGAACUUGCCUCUCCAGAAGAGCUCCAUGGAUUUGCCUCAGAUAGGAGGGAGAAAUCAUUUUAUUCUCAAGCUGCUGAUCUUGGUAUUGAGAUGGCAAGAGAGUCACACGCUCUGCCACUUGAGGCCUAUAUUAUGGAAGAAUCUAGACAAGUUGAUGGGGCUAGAGAAACGGAUGCAGUUGAUCAACCUUCAAGCAACCAGGAAGAAGUUCAAGACUCUUUAAAAGAUAUCUCUGGAAAGUUUGGCGAUUCAUCUGUGCCUGCAUCUGCUCCUUCACAGACAACAAAAGGAAAAAAGCAGAAAACAAAAAAUGCUCAAGGAUCGAUCUCGAAUUCUCCGCCUUCAAGUGCUUCUAAUUCAACAGAUAUAUAUCAUGAAGCAGCUGUCAGCUCGAGUUUGCCUUCUGUAGACGCUGCAUUUUCUCAACUUCAGAACAUGCAGGAGUCGAUAAAUCAGCUUCUAAAUAUGCAAAAAGAACUACAAAAGCAAAUAUCAGUGAUGGUUGCUGUACCAGUUAACAAAGAAGGCAAGAGAGUAGAAGCUUCCCUCGGGAAGAAUAUGGAGAAAUCUGUAAAGGCUAAUUCAGAUGCUCUGUGGGCCCGCUUUCAGGAAGAAAAUGCAAAACAGGAGAAGUUAUUGCGAGAACGGACACAGCAAAUAUUGAAUUUGGUAACAAACUCUUUGACGAAGGAAUUACCAGUGGUGUUGGAGAAAAUGGUGAAGAAGGAAAUAGCUGCAGUUGGGCCAGCUGUAUCCCGCACGUUGACUACCGCUAUAGAGAAAACUGUAUCGACGGCCAUCACCGAGGCUUUCCAGAGAGGAGUAGGCGACAAAGCAGUGAACCAACUGGAGAAGUCUGUCAACUCUAGACUUGAAGCUACUGUUGCUAGACACAUCCAAGCACAAUUUCAGACUUCUGGCAAACAAAUUCUUCAGGAAGCAUUGAAAUCUAGCUUAGAAACUUCUGUGGUCCCUUCAUUUGAGGUGUCGUGCAAGGCCAUGUUUGAACAAGUUGAUACUACAUUUCAAAGGGGGAUGGCUGAGCAUACAAGUGCAGCUCAACACCAGUUUGAAUCCACACAUUCACCCUUGGCUCUUGCUUUAAGGGAGAUUAUCAACUCAGCAUCGUCUGUGACCCAAACUCUUAGUACUGAACUGGUUGACGGUCAGAGAAAGUUGCUUGCUCUUGCCGUUGCAGGAGCUAGUUCCAAUUCUGCAAAUCCGUUGAUUAGACAGCAGAGUAAUGGAGCUAUUGGCGGUCUUCGGGGCGAGAUUGAAGGGUCACUGGAUCCUACAAGAGAACUAUUGAGAUUGGUUUCUGAACAGAAGUAUGAAGAUGCUUUCACUAUCGCUCUGCAAAGAAGUGAUGUUUCCAUUGUAUCAUGGCUAUGCUCUCAGGUUGAUUUAAGUAACAUUUUGUCAAUGAAGACCCUUCCUUUGAGCCAAGGAGUAUUACUCUCACUUCUGCAGCAGUUGGCUUGUGAUAUCAGCAAGGAUACAUCUCGAAAACUUGUUUGGAUGAAAGAUGUAGCAAUGGUGAUAAAUCCAGGUGAUGUAAUGAUUGCACAACAUGUAAAGCCAAUAUUUGAGCAAGUUUAUCAGAUCCUUAGCCAUCAAAUGAAUCUUCCCACCACACCUCCCAACGAGCUUUCAAGUAUGCGGCUCGUGAUGCAUAUCAUCAAUUCAUUGCUUGUGACAUGUGGUAAAUGAUCUUGACGGUUACUAUUCUUUAUAUUUUGUUAUAAUAAGAGUACAAAACUUUUGGUGAAAUAGGAACCAUUGUAAGAAGUUGUAGGGAUUAUACUUUUUGAGCAAGUUUUUCUUGGAAUCUGUUUGUGGUUAAGAAAGCUGGAGACAGGCGGAAGGAUAUGUUGUCAAAUAUGUGAAGUAGUUCUUCCGAGUGUUCAAGGUUUUUUCAUCUUUAUUAUAAGAUGUGUUGAUAGAAUACUUUUUUCCUUAUGUUCUUUGACAUUCUAAAUUAAUUUGACAUUUCCGAGGUUUAAUUAA